UAAGUUAUCAAGAUCCUUAUCGUUACAAUAUACAUCCCGUCCUCCCUUUCAUAUGCUAUACCCCAUAUUUACCCCCUUCCCCUACUCCACUAUUGUUUUAAGAAAAAAAGACGAACUGUUGGAUUCCUCCUUCUCCAAACUACCCAUCUACGCGUUUUCUAUCUGUUCGCGACGACGGGAUCGUGAUAUCGCUAGUAUCCGUUCCCAACGGCGCGUAUUCUCAAGAUUGCGCUAGUGCGGACUUGCAAACAAAGAAACACUACUUCUGUUGGCGGGCCAUGACAAGACACCACCACAUCCUCGCCCUCCUCGUCUUGUAAACCAUGGGCAAUCCUUUAACAAACAUCAUAUCUACAGUCACUCUUCCCUUCCGCGCUCAAGUUCGUCGAGCAGCCAGUCUAGUUGUACCCAAGCAUCAAGACGGCCAUCCCAACGGCAUCUCCAACGGAAACGGCUACACCUACGUUAACGGCACCAACGGGAGCACUAACGGACACCUGAACGGUCACAUCAACGGCCAUACCAACGGCUAUACCACCAUGGACUCGGAACGCCGGCCGCUCCUCGGCAACGGCCACUCGACCACCGAGUCCGACUCCGACUUCUCAUGGCGCGACUUCUUCCUUGAUACCAAGAGAACCCCUGGCACCAACGAUCCCAAUCCCCUCGUCAAGUAUCCUACCCGAGUAUGGAAUGUCACCAAGGUCACUCUUCUGAGCUCAUGGAUCAACGUCCUUCUCAUCUUCGUGCCCCUCGGCAUCAUCGCCGGCGAGCGAGGCUGGAGUGCACCGGCAGUGUUCACCCUCAACUUCUUUGCCAUCAUCCCCCUCGCCGCGGUCCUCUCUUUUGCGACCGAAGAGAUCGCCCACAGACUAGGAGAAACCCUUGGCGGUCUGGUCAACGCAACAUUUGGUAAUGCGGUGGAACUCAUUGUCAGUAUCGUUGCCCUCCGCGCCGGCGAGAUCGAGGUCGUGCAAGCCUCGAUGCUCGGCUCCAUCCUCUCUAACCUGCUCCUCGUGCUGGGAAUGUGCUUCCUCCUCGGCGGUAUCGCCAACAUGCGCGACUCCAACGGCAUCGGCACCGAACAGACUUUUGCCUCCGGGACAGCGCAGACCACCUGCUCCAUGAUGACCCUCGCCUCCGCGUCCCUCAUCAUUCCCGCCGCCCUCUACAACGUUCUCAACCACUCCGACAGCCAAGAGAAGCAAGACAGCAUCUUGGUUCUCUCGCGCGGUACCGCCGUCAUUCUCCUGAUCCUCUACUGCGCCUACCUCUUCUUCGUCCUGCGCACCCACAAGGAGCUGUUCGAGCCCGAGGCCCAAGCCGUCGGCGACGUGGUUACUGAACCUAAGGAGGAACCGAUCCUCUCGCCCUGGUCUGCGGCCCUCGUCCUCAUCGUGACAACAGUCAUCAUCUCGUACGCGGCUGAUUACAUGGUCGACUCAAUCGAUGCCAUCGCUGCCACGGGCGCCAUCAGCAAGACGUUUAUCGGUCUGAUCUUGAUCCCCAUUGUCGGAAAUGCGGCCGAGCAUGUGACGGCUUGUGUGGUGGCGGUCAAGAAUAAGAUGGAUUUGGCGAUGGGGGUGGCGAUUGGCAGCAGCAUUCAGAUUGCGUUGCUUGUGACUCCCAGCUUGGUGCUCCUGGGGUGGGCGAUUGGACAGCCGAUGACGCUGCAUUUUGAGACUUUUGAGACGAUUGCGUUUGCGUUGAGCGUCAUGGUGGUUACGUAUACGGUGCAGGAUGGGAAGUCGAAUUAUUUGGAGGGUGCUAUGGUGAGUUUUUCUUCCCCUGGAUCUUGAUGAUGUGGGGAGGGAAAAUGCUAACGAAGGUGAUUAAACAGCUUAUGGGACUUUAUGUCAUCAUUGCCCUUGCGUUCUGGGCGAGCCCGGCCGAUG
Molecule: messenger RNA, 1895 nt
Organism: Neurospora tetraspora
Lineage: Eukaryota; Fungi; Ascomycota; Sordariomycetes; Sordariales; Sordariaceae
Product: Sodium/calcium exchanger protein-domain-containing protein
Exons: 3
Coding region: 324-1799 (491 amino acids)
Biological process (GO): calcium ion transmembrane transport; intracellular calcium ion homeostasis
Cellular component (GO): fungal-type vacuole membrane
Molecular function (GO): calcium:proton antiporter activity
Source: RefSeq, a predicted model, not a curated record